Babesia bovis T2Bo is the source of this 1356-nucleotide messenger RNA. RefSeq lists its product as uncharacterized. The record is from RefSeq and is a predicted model, not a curated record. The transcript has 2 exons. Gene Ontology annotation, molecular function: protein binding. Bases 76 to 1296 code for a protein of 406 amino acids. Lineage: Eukaryota; Apicomplexa; Aconoidasida; Piroplasmida; Babesiidae.
UAGCCCAUUGGUUUAGAAGGAUGUUUUUUCCAUUUUAAACAUUACACAUCAGUUUGUUGUCUAAUUCCUUGCAAGAUGUUUCGCGACUGGCGUUCUUCUUGCGACAUUAGCACGGCGGCUGUAGACAGUCGCUUCCUUUACUUAUGUAUUAAAGGAUCCGACUCUUCCAUUGCAGUGGUUGACCAAUCUACUAAAGAGCUCAUUGGUGUUUACAAAUAUAUGUGCGGUAGUGUAUUGAAGAUAUUUGUGCUACAUAAUUUCGAGAAAUUAGUAUGCCUUACUUCUGCUGGGUACAUUUACGUUUGGGACGCCAGUGAAGCAACAAUAGAUCGUUUGAGGCAGAUAACUAAUGAUCCGUUGACACUUGAGGGAUUCGUUCACCCGAAUGUGCGGGUCCGACCAGUUGCAGAAAUCGUUCCAGCCAGUAUUGAGGGAUACGUUGAUGUUGACUAUUACCCGGGAACUGAUACGUUGCUUGCGCUGGAGACCAGUGGUAAUGUAAUCUUCCACGACAUCCAUAACGGCAGCGUUAAGGGUGUUAUAACAUCGGAAAACGCAGACGCUAAAGCUUCUUGUUUACGUAUUCAACGCUCUGAGGGUACUUAUAAUGGCAAAUCGGGUCAUUUCGUUGCUAUCGGUUUUACCAAGGGGAUGAUUACUUUGCUAUUCGUACCAUUGUGUGAGAAUGGGUUGGAGAUUGGUUCCAAUUUCACCAUGUCAGAUUCUACAGACGAUCACGUUGACAUUGAUUGUAUUGAUUUUCGUGUGAAACAGGCAGCAAGUUCAUCAAUAACCAUAGUAUGUGGGUGCUCAGAUGGAACUGUCCGUUGUCUGGUUUAUAAGAGGCGUGAUAGUGACAUAGUAAAGCACAAGUCGGUAUCGUAUGUUCACUGCCGUGCUGCUAGGAAGGGGCGCGUUUCUCGUAUAAUAUCUACCUGUGAUGACCAGGGCACGCCAUAUAUAAUCACUCUUUGUACAAUGCAGCUGACGUAUGAUUUUCACACGGCGCCCAUUAAUGCCAACAAACCUUCCCCAGCCGACUCUUCAACGUUUUGCACAGAAAUAUUGCGUCAAAUACUUCUACCAGACCGUUGUGAACACUAUGAAACAAUCGCACAGGUUCGUGACUUUGUCACCAAUCUAAUGGAGGGUGUGGACACCGGUACCAUUAUGUAUACGACAUUGGACGAUGUAUACAAUAUUAGGAGGUGCCCUGAGAGUAACCGGUGGUUGACUCCAAAGCCUGUUGAGUGGCAGUCCCCUGAGAAUCGCAAGCUUCUGUCGAAGGUAUUGUAACGAUAAAGAUCACAAAACGUGAUCUAUAAUAUAGCUUAUUGUGUUUUAAAUACGUUUUAA